AAGGCUUUUAACAUUUCUGUUAUCUUGGCUGCUCUGUUACUUUCUGAUUAUUAGUAUUAAUUUUGUGUUUUUCCAAUUUAUGUAGACAGCUUGCAUGCUUGGUCCAAUAUUCUUUAGGUCUUCAUUUUUCCUUAGAUACGUACGUCCGAUAAACAGCAAUGUGGUGUUGCAGACCAUGGCAAACUUAGGCCUUGUUUAUUACAUGUUUCUUGUGGGUUUGGAGAUUGAUCUAAACAUGGUAAGGAGAGUGGGGAAGAAAGCUUUCACCAAUGCCGUGGCUGGAAUUCUGUUUUCUAUGGGCAUGGGUGCCAGUCUGUAUUGCUUAUUUACACGAGAUAAAUCCAUAUUUCCUUCUGCCAGUCCUGUUGGCGGAUUGUUUUGGGGUGUUGCUCUGACUGUCACAAGCUUUCCUGAUCUUGCUCAAGUUCUUUCCGACAUUAAUCUCAUCAGCACAGAUCUUGGACAAAUAGCCUUGUCUUCAGCUUUUGUUAGUGAUUUAGCAUCUUGGACUAUGCUUAUUAUGACAAUAACCUGGCUCCAUGGACGCAGUAAACUUUCCAUCCUCCCAACUGUUGGCUUCAUUAUUCUUUGCUGGUUUGUGGUGCGUCCAGUCCUUAGCAAAAUCAAAAGUUCCUCGAACAAAAGCAGUGGUAGAGACUUUUAUGUAUAUGUUAUUCUUGCUGGAGUGCUCAUUUGCGGAUUCAUCACAGAUGCUUGUGGCUCCACUUCUAUGACUGGGGCAUUUGUUUUGGGACUUGUCACAUCAAAUGAGUUUGAGACAAGAAUUUUGGAACAAGUCAAUAAUUUUGUGGCAGGAAUUUUGCUUCCUUCCUACGUCAUGGUUGUUGGAGGUAAAAUUGACAUAUUGUUUUUGAUGUCCAAAACUAGUGUAGUCACGCUGCUGGUGAUUGUUGUCUUGGCUUUCUCGGUCAAGGUUUUGAGCUCUUUCCUUGUCUGCAAGGCCUUCGGUAUCUCUGCUCGUGAUGGUAUUGCCCUUGGGAUUCUUAUGAACACAAAAGGCCUUUUGGCUCUGGUUGUUAUUAACAUCGGUGUCGAUGUACAGGCUCUGGACUUUGCAACAUUUCCUGUAAUGGUGAUUGUGUUUUUGGUGAUGACAGCUCUUGUGAAACCUUUUCCUUAUUGGGUCAGUAAGUCUUCAAAGAAUCUCAAGCAAUACAAGCAAAGGACUAUGGAAACAAGCAAAGAUGAUUCUGAAUUUCGAAUCAUUAUGUGUGUUCAUGAAUCUCAUCAUCUAUCAGGAAUGAGCACCCUCUUGAAAUUGUCUAAUUCUACUAAACUAUCACCAAUCACUAUUUUUGCUCUUCAUCUAGUAGAACUCACAGGCCGUUCAUCGGCAAUGCUUAUUGUUCAUGAUGCCUAUAACGCCACUAACAUCAGCCAACCCAUUUUUGAAAGAGUUAUAUCAGACCACGUCUCAUCUCAGAGUCUUAGAAGCUAUGGAAGGAGGGGAACAGGCCAUCCGAUUUCCAUCCAACCAGUAACCGUCGUGUCUCCUUACGCCACCAUGCACAGAGAGAUAUGCUGCAUUGCUGAGGACAAACAUGUGACUUUAAUUAUUGUUCCAUUUCACAAGGAAGGAUGUGGAAUUGACGUGGUGCAAGAGAAUUCUUCUAUCAGAACUGUCAACCACAACCUGCUUGCAAAAGCUCCAUGUUCAGUCGGUAUAUUUGUUGACCGAGGGCUUCAAUUAAGCAUUCAUGAUAUGGGUUUCAAUCUAUGGAAACAACAAAUUAAUGUUGCCAUGCUCUUCACCGGUGGACCUGACGAUCGCGAAGCCUUAGCCUACUCAUGGAGAAUGGCAGGCUCUCGCGAAGUGCGUUUAACAGUUGUGCACUUUCGUCCCGGAGAAAAGGCAAAAAAUAUAAUGGAAGAGAGAAAAGAGAGUGAAAAUUAUAAACAGCUUGAUGAAAAAUACGUGAAUGAACUCAGAUUCAAGGCAAAGUUCAAUGAUUCCGUAAUUUAUUUAGAAAAGGUGGUAAAUAACGGGGAAGAAAUUUUAAGGACCACAAAGGAAAUGUUUGAUUAUUAUGAUCUGUAUAUAGUGGGAAGGGGUCAAGGAGUGGCAUCUCCUUUCACAUCAGGGCUAUCAGAGUGGAGUGACUGUAAAGAUCUAGGAGUAUUGGGAGAGGCAUUAUCUACAUCUGAGUUUGCACGAAAUGCAUCCAUUCUUGUAAUCCAACAAUAUUAUGUUGCAGACACAGCUGAAUAAAUUCAGUAGAAGUUUUGUUGAAGUUGCCUUUUAUGACCAUGCUAACAAAUUUCCUAACAUUUUUAAAGCGCAAAGGCCAUCUGUUAUGGAGUUCUUAAUGAUCUUGUUAACUAAACUAUUAGCUUGUGUGUGGUCAA
Molecule: messenger RNA, 2367 nt
Organism: Populus trichocarpa (black cottonwood)
Lineage: Eukaryota; Viridiplantae; Streptophyta; Magnoliopsida; Malpighiales; Salicaceae
Product: cation/H(+) antiporter 15
Exons: 2
Coding region: 95-2230 (711 amino acids)
Biological process (GO): proton transmembrane transport; regulation of pH
Cellular component (GO): membrane; endomembrane system
Molecular function (GO): antiporter activity
Source: RefSeq, a predicted model, not a curated record